CGUAGUUGGAGGCAUUCAGUCCCGCGGAACAGCGCCAGCUCCAUGAGCAUCGCCUGCCGGGCCAGUCAUGAUGCGUCUUCCGGAGCUCGCAGUUUUUGAUCUGGAUUACACGCUCUGGCCUUUCUGGGUUGACACGCACGUAGACCCCCCGUUCCACAAGAGCAGUGAUGGAACUAUACGAGAUAGGCGGGGUCAGAACGUCCGACUGUACCCGGAGGUGCCCGAGGUCCUGGAACGAUUGCAGGGUCUUGGGGUGAGCGUCGCAGCAGCUUCACGGACAGGUGAGAUAGAAGGAGCCAAGCAGCUACUAGAACUCUUUGACCUUGACAGAUACUUUAUUCAUCGGGAAAUCUAUCCAGGCAGCAAGGUCACACACUUUGAGAGGUUGCAGCAGAAGACUGGAAUUCCUUUCUCCCAGAUGGUCUUCUUUGAUGAUGAGAAUCGAAAUAUUGCAGAUGUGGGCAAACUUGGUGUUACCUGCAUUCAUAUCCAGAAUGGAAUGAGUCUUCAAACCCUAAUUCAAGGGUUAGAGAUGUUUGCAAAGACCCAAGCUGGGUCCUGAGACCCAAACCUGUGGAUAAGCAUCAUUUGAGGUCUCAAACUGAAAUCAAAAAGGCAUUUUCAAAAAGCCAACUUUGUGUUGGAGAGAUGGCUAAGUGGUUAAGGUGUUUGCCCAAUAAAGCCCAACAACUCGAGUUCAGUUUCCCAGUACCCAUGUAAAACCAGAUGCACAAAGUAGUGCAUGCAUCUGC
This is a messenger RNA of Jaculus jaculus (lesser Egyptian jerboa), 752 nucleotides long. Its product is annotated as magnesium-dependent phosphatase 1. Gene Ontology annotation, molecular function: acid phosphatase activity. The transcript has 6 exons. The record is from RefSeq and is a predicted model, not a curated record. NCBI's taxonomy places the organism in Eukaryota, Metazoa, Chordata, Mammalia, Rodentia, Dipodidae. Bases 68 to 562 code for a protein of 164 amino acids.